Molecule: messenger RNA, 2331 nt
Organism: Lotus japonicus
Lineage: Eukaryota; Viridiplantae; Streptophyta; Magnoliopsida; Fabales; Fabaceae
Product: protein CHUP1, chloroplastic-like
Exons: 6
Coding region: 298-2019 (573 amino acids)
Biological process (GO): chloroplast organization
Cellular component (GO): chloroplast outer membrane
Source: RefSeq, a predicted model, not a curated record
UUCUUAAUAUAAUGUUUGAGACUGAUGAAGAUUAAUCUCAUGGUGGGAAGGUUUUAAGAGGAUCUCUUGCAUAAAAAAACAAAAAACAAAAACUUAGAGCACUAGUUGAUUUUGUGACUUGUGCCUCAUUAAUACUUUCCCUCCUCACAGCUUCCCCAAUCUUUGAGCUGUUUCUGUUUCUCUCUCUGCUCUGCUCCAGACAGACUCUCAGACAAGGACAUCUUUGGUUACUACUACUGUUAGGUUCCUCUCACUCUCACUCUCACUUUCAGACUCUCUCUAUCUCUUCACAUUGCAAUGGGUUUUCCCAAGUCACCAGCGCCACCUACACCUCCGCCAUCCUCCGCCACCAAAUCCAAAUCCUCCUUCACUCGCACCAUCGGUGCCUACUUCCCUCGCUCUUCCGCUCAGGUUCAGCCCCGUCCCCCCGACGUCACCGACCUCCUCCGCCUCGUCGAGGACCUCCGCGAGAGAGAGUCUCGCCUCAAAACCGAGCUCCUCGAGUACAAGCUCCUCAAGGAAACCGCCGCCAUUGUCCCCAUUCUCGAGAACGAGAUCAUCUCCAAAGACGCAGAACUCGAAAGCAACGCCGAGAAGUUGGAACAACUGGAAGCAGAGAACCAGAGGCUCAUGAAGGAGCUGGAAGAGGAGAAGACAGAGCAUCAACGGAAAACCAAGGCAUUGGAGGAUGAGAUAGCGGAACUCAAGAAAACGGCGUCGGAUCGCGCUAGUAACAGAACGGUGGUGGAAAAUGACAAUGACGACGACGGCGUUUCUUCCUCUGCUUCGUCGCAGGGGUUUCAAGGACUGGUGGAGGUGACGGCGAGGUCGAGUCUUAUCAGGAGCUUGAGGAAAACAGCGUCGUUGGAUCAUGCAAGUGGAAACCAGAAGCAGGUUGAAGCUCAAAGUGAAAAACCGCGUCACUCGCCGCCGUGUGACUCGGAGGAACUCGCUAACUCAGUUAUAACAACUAGAUCGCGCGCGCCUCGCAUUCCUAAACCGCCGCCGAGACCGUCGUCGUCAUCUCAUUCUCCGCCCUCUGUCACUACUGAGCAAGGAACUCUGCAACUAGCACCUCCGCCACCGCCGCCUCCGCCCAAGGCUGCGUCCAAGACUGCUCCUCCGCCUCCUCCUCCGCCGCUGCCGAAGGCAAGCAAGCGGCUCACAGCGAAGGUCACGAGGGAACCGGAGGUUGUGGAGUUUUACCACUCUCUAAUGAGGAGAGAAUCGCAGUCCAGGCGGGAGUCGAGUUCCGGCGUGGCGGAGGUGCCGCCGUCGGCGGCAAAUCCACGGGACAUGAUCGGAGAGAUUGAGAACCGCUCAACUCACCUGCUAGCGAUCAAAACUGAUGUGGAAACACAAGGAGAUUUUAUUAGAUGCUUAAUCAAAGAAGUGGAGGGUGCUGCAUUUACCGACAUUGAAGAUGCUGUGCUCUUUGUUAAAUGGCUUGAUGAUGAGCUCUCCUACUUGGUGGAUGAAAGAGCAGUGCUGAAACACUUUGAUUGGCCGGAGCAGAAAGCCGAUGCUUUACGUGAGGCUGCAUUUGGGUAUUGUGAUCUGAAGAAGUUAGAAUCCGAGGCCUCGUCCUUCCGGGAUGAUCCUCGGCAGCCAUGUGGUCCAGCACUCAAGAAGAUGCAGGCUCUAUUGGAAAAAUUAGAGCAUGGGGUUUACAAUAUCUCAAGAAUGAGGGAGGCAGCAACAAAUAGAUACAAAGGCUUCCUAAUACCUGUACAUUGGAUGCUUGAUAAUGGUUUUGUGAGCCAGAUGAAGUUGGCGUCGGUAAAAUUAGCUAUGAAGUACAUGAGAAGAGUCUCUGCUGAGCUUGAGACAAUUGGUGGUGGUCCUGAAGAAGAAGAGCUCAUUAUCCAAGGAGUUAGAUUUGCAUUUCGAGUACAUCAGUUUGCUGGGGGCUUUGAUGGAGAGACAAUGAAGGCAUUCCAAGAAUUGAGAGUUAAAGCAUGCCAUCUUCAGUGCCAUAGCCAGCAACAAAAAUUCUUUUACAGGCCUGCAACAUGCUAGUGCUGGAGCAAACUUAGCUUCAAAAUGUCUUUUUCUGUUGUGUAGACAGUGACAUUUUGUUUGUGAAUAGAAUGAUAAUAGUAUCAGCCAUGAACGUAUUACUAGUGCUGGAACUCUUCAUGACUUCAUCCAUUCAUUAAUUGCUUGAAAAGGGAAACAGGAGUUACAGGACAGUCAUACCAGUUCACUGAUUUCUGUUAAGACAGUAACAUUAAUUUGUUUCCUGCCGUUGUGGAUUUCCUUGAAAAUUCAAAUUCAAUUCUGAGUGAACCUAAGAAAUAAAUGAAAAAAUAGUACAACAACGAUUUAAUG